This is a messenger RNA of Tripterygium wilfordii, 775 nucleotides long. RefSeq names its product auxin-responsive protein SAUR68-like. The coding region runs from base 295 to 732 and encodes 145 amino acids. The transcript has a single exon. Gene Ontology annotation, biological process: response to auxin. The record is from RefSeq and is a predicted model, not a curated record. NCBI's taxonomy places the organism in Eukaryota, Viridiplantae, Streptophyta, Magnoliopsida, Celastrales, Celastraceae.
UGAGGAAGUGCAUGAACAUUUAUGGCCCAGUCAGCUUCCCUUUUCCACCACAUAUUAGCUACAACUUAACCAAACAUGCCCACCUCCCAAACACUAUGACAUCCACUAUCACAUGGUUUUGCCUCCCAACCAAUCCUUUAUUGAGAUAGCUUUAUUGAAGUGCCCGUCUCUGGCCUAGUUUAAUAUAUAUGGCAACCUAUCUCCAUUGCCUUCUACACCCUGAAACAAUCAGCAUUCAAUACUCUUAAGACUUCAAGAUCAUUUUUCAUCUAUUUUUUGAUCUCCAAGUUAAGAAUGAUGAGCACUAAGAAGCUUACCAACUUGGCAAGGAAAUGGCAGAAGUUAGCCGCUAUCAGGCGAAAAAGAAUCCCAUUUCCCGGAACCAAUGGGGUAAUAGAUGCAGAGGCUUGCAGCACAACACCUAAGGGUCACUUUGUUGUGUACACGGAUGAUGAAAGACGAUUUGUUCUUCCUUUGAAGUUUCUCAACCAUGAAGUUUUUCAAGAGUUGCUCAAACUUGCAGAAGAAGACUUUGGAUUACCUAGUGAUGGACCUCUCACAUUGCCUUGUGAUGCAAACUUCAUGGAAUAUUUUAUUGUGUUGAUGCAAGGUGGUGUGACUAAAGAUGUACAGAAAGGAUUUCUCAAGUCCAUUGCUGACAGUCGAUGCUCGUCGUCUUCAUAUCUUCAUCAAGAAGUACUAAACCAACAACAAAUGAUCUGUAGCCUCUGAAGGAUCUUUAUUUUUUUUUAUUUUUUUACUUUUGUAAAUCACA